UAGAGCUGUGGUGAAAAUUGACUUUUCGGUCGAAGCAGGUUAUGGGAAUGAACAAACAGGUUUUAGGGCAAUUGGGUUAAGGUCAGGAAAAGAGUUAGAGUAAACUAAAAUGCACAAAAAAAUCUACUUUGACGUCAAUUGGACAAAAACUGUAUCCCAUGUAGACAUGACCCCAGUUCGGUUAUAAAACAGAUAAGGCAAAGGUUUAAAAACUCUAUGGAUAAGGCAAACGAGAGGGGACUGGGUCCUUUUCGCACCAGAAAGUGGUGUGUCGUCAUCACCCUGCUCCUCCUUUCCAGUUUGUGGUGGUGAAACGUGGAGGUCCGCAACGUGGCUUGGAAAAACAUUCUGCAAAUCUCACUACAACACCCACACCAUUUAUAAUGGAGUACAUGCAAGCUCCUGCUACAAGCAGCCAGGGGAACAUCCUGUGCUGCACCUGUGGCAUCCCUAUCCCCCCAAACCCAGCCAACAUGUGUGUGUCCUGCCUCAGGACCACAGUGGACAUCUCUGAGGGAAUCCCCAAGCAAGUCAAUCUGCACUUCUGCAAGCAGUGUGAACGGUACUUGCAGCCUCCAGCCUCCUGGGUGCAGUGUGCUCUGGAGUCCAGGGAACUGCUCGCCCUCUGCCUUAAAAAACUGAAGGGCAACAUGACCAAAGUGCGUCUGAUCGAUGCUGGAUUCCUGUGGACGGAACCCCACUCCAAGCGGAUCAAGUUGAAGGUGACCAUACAGAAAGAGGUGAUGAACGGAGCCAUCCUGCAGCAGGUGUUUGUGGUGGAGUUUGUCAUCCAGGGCCAGAUGUGUGACGACUGCCACCGUGUCGAGGCCAAGGACUUCUGGAACUCUGUGACCUGA
Messenger RNA from Salvelinus sp. IW2-2015, 857 nucleotides. RefSeq names its product 60S ribosomal export protein NMD3-like. NCBI's taxonomy places the organism in Eukaryota, Metazoa, Chordata, Actinopteri, Salmoniformes, Salmonidae. Gene Ontology annotation, biological process: ribosomal large subunit export from nucleus. Gene Ontology annotation, molecular function: ribosomal large subunit binding. Gene Ontology annotation, cellular component: cytoplasm; nucleus. The record is from RefSeq and is a predicted model, not a curated record.